CUCUCCCCACCGCAGCCCAAAUUCCCCAAUCUCCUCCCGCACUCAACCUCAACCCCAAUCCCCACCUACCCCAACCCCAUGGCGCCCAAGGCGGAGAAGAAGCCGGCGGCGAAGAAGCCCGCGGAGGAGGAGCCCGCGGCGGAGAAGGCCGAGAAGGCGCCCGCCGGGAAGAAGCCCAAGGCCGAGAAGCGUCUCCCGUCGGCGGGCAAGACCUCGGCCAAGGACGGCGACAAGAAGUCCAAGAAGAAGAGCAAGAAGAGCGUGGAGACGUACAAGAUCUACAUCUUCAAGGUGCUCAAGCAGGUGCACCCCGACAUUGGCAUCUCCUCCAAGGCCAUGUCCAUCAUGAACUCCUUCAUCAACGACAUCUUCGAGAAGCUCGCCGGGGAGGCCGCCAAGCUCGCGCGCUACAACAAGAAGCCCACCAUCACCUCCCGCGAGAUCCAGACCUCGGUCCGCCUCGUCCUCCCCGGGGAGCUCGCCAAGCACGCCGUCUCCGAGGGCACCAAGGCCGUCACCAAGUUCACCUCCUCCUAGGUUCGCCCGCCCCCCCUCCUGGUGACCGCUGUUGAUCCCCGCCGUGGAUCUGCCUGCCUAUCUAGAUAUAUAUAGUAGUAUUAGUAGUAGCGCUUGAUGGAAAUCGUUGGACUGUUGAUGGUUCGUGUGUAGUCGUGGUUGGUUUGUAAGAGGAUGUCCCCGUGGUGCUACUUUUGCCUGGUCGAUCUGAAUAUUAAUGGAACAAUAUCUGCUACUCCGAAUUUGUCUUGAAUCAUAUCAAGAGUAGUUAUAUUUUGA
Molecule: messenger RNA, 795 nt
Organism: Triticum aestivum (bread wheat)
Lineage: Eukaryota; Viridiplantae; Streptophyta; Magnoliopsida; Poales; Poaceae
Product: histone H2B.1-like
Exons: 1
Coding region: 79-537 (152 amino acids)
Cellular component (GO): nucleosome
Molecular function (GO): DNA binding; structural constituent of chromatin; protein heterodimerization activity
Source: RefSeq, a predicted model, not a curated record